AUGUAUUUACCGAGCUGCACCUGUCCGUCAAAGUCUGACUUUGGCUCCAUCGCUUCACCGUUUUUAACGGAGAAUGGCACCGCUCUGCUGGACCCCAGCACCGCUACAGCGAGCAGACUGUCGGAGUCCCGAGGCUGCUGCUACUAUGAGCAGUAUCCUCCUCCCUGGAAAUGGACCCUCUACCAGGCGAACAGUGGCAUCACCCAUCCGCCGCCAACCUGCUUCAACUUGCCGGGUAAAGCUGCUUAUCGCCAGGGCUUACCAUCCCCGUCGGAGACGGUAUUAAAUACCAGUGAGGACUGCUUUCUGUAUGGCGCUGCGGUUUACGGCGCCUCUCGUCCCCGUCUUUACGCACGUGCGUUUGGCGGAGCUUCCUCUGCAGAGUUCAAUCCAGACUCACAACGUCUCUUCUCGGCAGAGCGGAACAUACUCCUGCCGCCGGCUUUCGACCAGUUUCUCGAAUUUGCAGAAGAGGGAGUGGACCCGAAAGCGGAGAUUACACAUGGGAGCCAACAGGAGAAUCGGGCCGAGUGGACGAGCUGUCAAAGCGGGGAGAGCGACGAGGUGAGGGCGGGGUCAGAGUCACCCCAGGCUGGGAAGGAGGACGAGGAGGAUGCGCCGUUCUCCAGCGGCAGUGGGGGAGACUAUGCACCGACAGCACCCUGUGUGGGAAGGAAGAAGCGUUGUCCUUACACCAAACAGCAGAUCAGAGAGCUAGAGAGAGAGUUUCUGUUCAACAUUUACAUCAACAAGGAAAGACGCAUGCAGCUGUCCCGCCUUCUGCGCCUGACAGAUCGACAGGUGAAAAUCUGGUUCCAGAACAGACGAAUGAAAGAGAAGAAAAUGAAAGCAGAGAGACUGCAGUACUACACAGGAUACUGCCUGUUCUGAUAGUCGGAUGAGGGACAAAGAAGACAAAAGACUUUCAAUGUCAUGCACAAACUGUGUGACAUUUCUGCCAAACUUUGUCACAGCACUGUAUGAUUCCAAUCAUGUAGACAGGGAUAGAGGUGAAAACAAACAAAUAAAUAAAUAAACCCAGCUCCUCACUGCUAUUAAAGGAGAACUCCAAGACUCAGGUUUCCAUCCAUGUUUUUUCUCAAUUAACACAACAGCUGCUUAUAUUGAAUAUUCUAUCUCUCAUCAAAAACACUUUCAGAGUACUCCUCUUUCCUCAUUUGAACCCAAAUUUCUUCUUAAAUCAUGUGGCUUACAUUGAAGAAAUUACACAUCUCUGCCUCAGGCCUUCGUGUCAUGUCCAAGAAAUGAGGACAUACAUUCUUCAUCCUUUUCAUGUGUGAGCGUGGUCAUGAGCGUUUUAAUUAUGAAUCCUCUUGUUGUUUAUGUGAAUUUGGUUAUAAUUGAUGUACCUGCUCAAAGCUAAUAACUAAUGACGAAAUACUUGAUAAAGUGUAACCAUCUAUUUAGCAUAUGAAUAAAAUCAUUUUCAGGCAAGCGAAUACAAUCU
Micropterus dolomieu (smallmouth bass) is the source of this 1468-nucleotide messenger RNA. RefSeq names its product homeobox protein Hox-D11b-like. The transcript is spliced from 3 exons. Gene Ontology annotation, molecular function: DNA-binding transcription factor activity, RNA polymerase II-specific; RNA polymerase II cis-regulatory region sequence-specific DNA binding. Gene Ontology annotation, biological process: anatomical structure development; regulation of transcription by RNA polymerase II. Bases 1 to 891 code for a protein of 296 amino acids. Lineage: Eukaryota; Metazoa; Chordata; Actinopteri; Centrarchiformes; Centrarchidae. Gene Ontology annotation, cellular component: nucleus. The record is from RefSeq and is a predicted model, not a curated record.